AUGCCGCCCUGGCCAAAGAGCAGCAGGUCUGGCUGCUUCCAAGAGAAGGUGGAGGGCGAGCCCGACAACAAGAUUCUAAACACUCACGUGAUCCUCAACUCUGAGGGUGAGAUGGUGUCGGUCUACCGCAAGAUCCACCUGUUCGAUGCUCCAUUCACCGGAUUGGUGGAGUCCAAGCAGACCGUGCCGGGCGCAGACGUGGUCGCCUGCGACAGCGCUGUCGGCAAGCUGGGCGUGACAGUCUGCUACGAUGUCCGUUUUCCGCAGCUGUACCAGCAGCUGCGCUUCGAACGCGGAGCAGAAAUCUUACUGAUCCCCUCGGCAUUCUCCAUGCCGACGGGCGAAGCGCACUGGGAGCUGCUCAUGCGGACGCGAGCAGUGGAAUGCCAGUGCUACGUGAUCGCUGCCGCGCAGGCCGGGUUGCACAACAAGGACGGCAACCGACGCCAGUCCUGGGGACACGCCAUGGCUGUGGACCCUUGGGGCAAGGUGCUGGCGGAGUUCGACGGCACCUCCUCUGGUGUCAAGGUGGUGGAGGUGCAGCCCGAUGCCCUCGAGGAUGUGCGAAACAAGAUGCCGCUCUCCAUGCAGCGCCGCUACGACAUCUACGGGUCGCCAAAGAGCUAG
Messenger RNA from Symbiodinium sp. CCMP2456, 627 nucleotides. Lineage: Eukaryota; Dinophyceae; Suessiales; Symbiodiniaceae. The record is from the annotation of a GenBank genome assembly.